This is a messenger RNA of Carassius gibelio (silver crucian carp), 1053 nucleotides long. RefSeq lists its product as uncharacterized. Lineage: Eukaryota; Metazoa; Chordata; Actinopteri; Cypriniformes; Cyprinidae. The coding region runs from base 306 to 920 and encodes 204 amino acids. The transcript has 6 exons. The record is from RefSeq and is a predicted model, not a curated record.
GUAGCAUGAAGCAGCCAGAAAACUUUGCCUUCUGCAGUGUCAAUCUGAGCCAAGACACAAUCCCCACUGGAUACACUAGCCAACGUGGAUUUUAUUACGCUUCAGGAGUCUGACAUCAUCACCUGUCUUGAUCUCAACUGGAAAGUCAGAAUCAAAGAGAAGGGACUUCUGCUGACGUCACCAGGAAACUAGAAUAAAUACAAAGGUGAGGAGCAGAGCGAAGGCAAACGGAAGAACGGAAUUAGGCAGGUGCAUCAGCUGGACCUGGAUUCACGUACAUUCAUUUAGUCACUUUGCAGCUGAAUAUGGCCAGUGCUUUGCUGUAUUAUUUUCUGAUCCUGAUUUUCGGCAUUCCCAUGCACGAAUGCACGGCGGUACUCCGAGAUGGCAAGUGUGUCAUCGAGGAUCCCUGUUUUGACCUGAGCAUGAUGGCUAAGUCAGCCAAGCAUGUCAGCAAAGAUGUGACACCUGAGGAUGGUGAGAAGAUACUCCUGAGGCACAACUCCUUUGACAAAAUUCGGAAAAAGAAAAAUCUUCACAGCUGUGUCCUGCAGAAAAUCAUUGACCUAUUUCAAGAUGUUCUCGAUAAGACGAAUGGGACCUAUGUACAAGAAAAUGGAGAAAUAAACCACCACAUUGAGCUUGUACACAUUAUGGAACAGCUCAGAAACUGUGUUUAUAAGAAAAAAGAUAGAUGUAAAAAGCUAUAUAGGAUGUCUGACAUAACCACAACUUCCUCUCCAGUGAUUUCGGAGAAAAAAAUGAACCCAAAUCAGCUUGCGGAUUUACAGCUCCAAAAACUGAAGUCUGCCAGUGAGAGGGUCAGCGAUGUGCAUAUCCAGGAGAAGGUCAUGGACGAGCUGAAAACCCUCCAUCUCUACAUGCAGGGAAAAGGCUUCCGGAAAAAUACGAACGACUAAAGAGAAGCAUGAUGUUUUAUGAAUUCUGGCCAGCAAUGUGUUAUGUCACAUCUCUGUCUGAUCACUUUAAGAUGUGUCAGUUUAAGCAGGGACAGAAUACCAAGCUAUCUCUUAUAAAUGAGACCAAACUUAU